Messenger RNA from Gigantopelta aegis, 948 nucleotides. RefSeq names its product glycerophosphocholine cholinephosphodiesterase ENPP6-like. The record is from RefSeq and is a predicted model, not a curated record. The transcript has 5 exons. Lineage: Eukaryota; Metazoa; Mollusca; Gastropoda; Neomphalida; Peltospiridae. The coding region runs from base 4 to 948 and encodes 314 amino acids.
UAUAUGUUUUACUGGAACGGCUGCGACGUCACCUUUAGUGAUGUCACUCCCACGUUCUGUGAACCACAUCCGGGUAAAACGACAACGAUUGGUCAAUUCCGGUCUGCAAUAGAGCGAAGUCUUGAUCUCUUUGGCAACAACUCGGCAGAUCUCUCUGUGGUUUACUUUGAGAGCAUCGAUGACCUUGGCCACAGAUAUGGCCCAGAUUCCGUCCACGUGAAGGGCAUGGUUAAGCAGGUAGAUCGGGUGAUCGAGACAAUGUUACGUGAGAUAGAAACUAGACAUCUGGAUGAUGACAUCAAUGUGAUGGUUCUAUCUGACCACGGAAUGACUGACGUCAGCCUCUCCAAGGUGGUCAACAUCAGUGACGUAAUUAACAUGGACAAUAUCGAAGUUAUAAUUAAUAACUAUGGAUCGAGUGUUUACAUCUGGCCGAAAAAUGGGAAGGAACAAACGGUGUAUGCUUCACUGGAAAAUACUAGUGCCUAUUUCAAAACGUUCCUACGAAAGGACAUCCCUCCACAAUGGCAUUUUCAACACAACAACAGAAUUCCCGACAUACUGCUGGUAGCUCAACUUGGCUGGUAUAUAGAUACGCCAUCGUUUGGAUUCUAUUACUAUGACAACACUGGUGCUAUGCGAGGAGAACACGGCUUUGACGUUACAGAAAGCGACAUGGCCGGCUUGUUUGUGGCAAUGGGCCCGGAUUUUCGGACAAAUGUGAAGGUUGAUAAGUUGAACAAUGUAAACCUAUACCAGGUGAUGUGCGGUAUUAUAGGAGUGGGACCCAGACCACACAACGGUAGUUGGUCUGACGUGGUCAACCUCGUCGCCGACAUCUCAACAUCCACAGCAGCAGCGCUGAGUUCUUCAUCAUCAUCAACAACAACAACAACAACAGUGGUUCUCGUUUACAUCUUGUGUACAAUGAACAACUCUUGUUUUUAA